Messenger RNA from Oncorhynchus nerka (sockeye salmon), 2144 nucleotides. RefSeq names its product 5,10-methenyltetrahydrofolate synthetase (5-formyltetrahydrofolate cyclo-ligase) (gene mthfs). The record is from RefSeq and is a predicted model, not a curated record. NCBI's taxonomy places the organism in Eukaryota, Metazoa, Chordata, Actinopteri, Salmoniformes, Salmonidae. Gene Ontology annotation, biological process: tetrahydrofolate interconversion; folic acid-containing compound biosynthetic process. Gene Ontology annotation, cellular component: mitochondrion. The coding region runs from base 196 to 804 and encodes 202 amino acids. Gene Ontology annotation, molecular function: 5-formyltetrahydrofolate cyclo-ligase activity. The transcript has 3 exons.
UAGUGUGAUAGCCAUAUAGAUAGAUGAUAAUUAUGUUAUUGCAGUCUGUUUAAUGAUUGAUUGGCGUGGCUAGCUGAGUCCAAUCCAAAUGUAGAAUUUGCUCAUUUCAAGGUCAGCCUAACUUGCUGCCUUCCCUGAACUCACACACAUUGCAACAUUUUUUUAUCUUUGGACACGAGUUUUACACUAGCCAGCAUGGCCGCCUUGCGUGCAGCCAAACAAGCUAUGAGGAGAGAAAUAAAGAAACGAGUAGCUGCGUUGGACGAUCAAGAGAAACUUCGCCAGUCUCGAGUCAUUUCGCAAACGCUCUUCAAGCACCCCAAGUAUGCCAGGUGUGAGCGCAUCGCUGUGUUUCUCAGCAUGCACGAUGAGGUGAGAACAGAGGAGAUCAUUCAGGACUUGUUUAAGCACGGUAAGACCUGCUUUAUGCCCAAGUACUUGACCCAGGGCACCAGUAACCACAUGGACAUGGUGAAGCUCACCAGCAUGGAGGAUAUGAUGUCACUGCCUCUGACUUCUUGGAACAUCAGACAGCCUGCCGCCGACGACAACACCAGAGAGGAGGCCUUGGAGACAGGAGGUCUUGACCUGAUCUUGAUGCCAGGCCUGGGAUUUGACAGGAAGGGGAAUCGUCUGGGCCGAGGGAAGGGCUUCUACGACUCAUACCUGGAACGCUGUAUGACGUACCCCAAGGGGAAGCCGUACACCAUCGCUCUGGCCUUCAGGGAGCAGCUGUGUCAGGACAUACCUGUGGGCGACAACGACGUGCUGAUAGACGAGGUCCUGUAUGAUGUCCUGGACUAGUUAAAAGGCACAUUUUCAUAUUUCUGAAGUAAAUCUCUAUUUGUGAUGUAAAUGAAAUGUCCUAGAAGGGUUCAGACACCUUUUUUGUGCUUUGUCUUGUUUUUGAGAAACUUACCCCCCAGCCGUGGUACACUUUGUUGCUCGUUGUGCAGUAAUCGGGCAACGCAAAUGACAUGAACAAAACCCACCCAAAUAUGUUGUUUUAGAGUCGACCAAAAUGGAUUAUAAUGUUGCGGAUACAUUUGGGAAUGACACAAUUUAACAUGUACAACAUCUUAAGACCUACAUCACUAUACUGACAGCCCAUCUCUAAAAGGACAUAUUUGGGUGUUUUUGGAGCUUUUGUUCAUGUCUUUUAUGUGCCCUGAUACUGCACAACGAGCAAUGAGGAAGUGUAUCAUGGCUGGGAGAAACGUAUGAAAAACAAGACAAAUCACACAAAACACUGUCUGGACCCUUCUAGAACAUGCCAUUUACACCAGAAACAGAGAUCUUAUUCAGAAAUAGGAAAAUGCUCCUUUAACUGUGAUGGGAGUCGUCAACUGGACUACAGUGGUAUGAUGAUGAAACCAGUGGAGGCUGAGGGGAGGACGGCUCAUAAUAAUGUCUGGAACGGAGUAAAUGGAAUGGCAUCCAACCAUGUAUUUGAUACCAUUCCACUGACUCCGCUCCAUCCAUUACCACAAGCCCGUCCACCCCAGUAACGGUGCCACCAACCUGUGGAUGAAAUUGUAUUAUACAGCACAUUAUAUCAUAUUAUGUGAUCCCAGCUAACAGAUAUUGGUUCCCAGAACACUGUGGAAGUUAUUUGAAACAACCAAAAGAGAACCUUUAGGGAACGUUCUGUGCUAGCUGUGGUGAUAUUGUUUGGUAUGAUGAUAUGACAUUCUCAUAAGACAUGAAGCUGUGAACUAGUCAACAAGACAGUGGUGGAGCUGAGUCUGGUGACCCCAUUCCAAACGGAUCAUUAGCCCUUACUCCAAGGGUUUUGUUUAAAUACUGAUCCAAUCCUUUUAAAUCUUCUAGUGGGGGCAUCAACAAGGGCCUAAGUAAGGGGACAGGGUUCAGUUUGGACUUUUGGACCUCUUAAGUGCUUGCUAAAGACCCCAUAGUAAUCAUAAUGGUCAAACGAGUUGUCUUAGAAUGUGCCUGAAUUGGUGAGGAAUAAACUGUUCUCUACAGAUGACACUUCUACCAGAUGACACUACCUUGUUUCCAUUUCAAGAUUCCUGUGAUUUCAGUUAUUAACUGUCAAACGUCCUGGUCUUCUGUAAUGAGAUGAUUAUGCUGCCAUUAGGGGACACAGGAAGUUCGGUUAGGAAUAAAGAUGACUGAAUGAA